Molecule: messenger RNA, 2345 nt
Organism: Musa acuminata AAA Group (dessert banana)
Lineage: Eukaryota; Viridiplantae; Streptophyta; Magnoliopsida; Zingiberales; Musaceae
Exons: 4
Coding region: 917-2182 (421 amino acids)
Source: RefSeq, a predicted model, not a curated record
AAGCUUCUCUGUGAUCCCCUGCGGUCACUGCAGCGCUUUUAAUGCCAUCCUAUGCUGGGCUUGCAGGAACGGUCAUGGAGUCAUGAUUCUUCAGCUAAUCCAAGGCAACGGAGCCCAAACGUCAGGUAGGAAGCCGAAGAAGAGCAUGCGAACACCGACAUAAUUUGGCUGGAGCUAACGUGAAGAGAGGCAUCGACAACUGGUGAUCGCCGUAUAUUAAGAUGACUAGUUUCUGAGCAGGUCACAUGCGGCGGGAUGGGUUUGUACGAAAAUGAGUAUGCUACUUCUUCGUAGUUUAUGAGAGUGAUCAAAUGUUCCUUUCGCCAUUCUUGAUUCAAUCCCAACCUCACUUUCGGCCCCUUCCAUGGAUUUCGAGUGCAUCCACGAGCCUUUGUCGCCUCGGCAGUCUCUCUCUGAGCUGGAGGUCCGAUCUCGGAGAUAGGCAAACUGAAGCUGCUACAUGGGUCCCUCGUCGCACCGAUUCCUCUGCCAAGAUUCCGUCCAUCUCUGCCAAGGUUUUCGCCAGUUAGUGUUUGCUUUCGGUCCGAUUGGAUGCCUUCUUCUUGCAAUGUUCGAGCUUGAACGGACCUUAGAAGGAAUCAAUCAAAAAAAUUGGUUCUUGGAGAUUUUGAUGGGUCCUUGAACGAUUUUAGGCUGACAUUUGUGUAGAAUGAACGGGCGAUGCUGCUUGGGGUUGAGUGGAUAAGAAAGGAAGAGGAGGAGCUCCAUUCCAAGUCUCAUUGCCUUCUGAACCUUCCGAGUUCGAGGACCGUCCUAAAGAACUCUUCUUUUUUUCGGUUUGGACAGAAAACAUCUGACAUUUAAGCUUAGAUUUGCGGAGGCGCCUUGAUGAAAUCUUGCAGGAGUCAGUGCGGCAAAUAGAUGCAAGGACGUAGAGUGCUCCACUUCGACGGAGAUGGCUAGCGGCCACAGAUCGAUAGAGCACGCAGUGGGGGCGCCGAGGAUUAGGUCACAAGAAAAGCAUUCUCUCGAAUCGGAGAGCGUGUCGUCCGGCUUCGAGUUUCAGAAGGGAGAGCGAACGCGGCCGCACCGGUUGACGGCCGCAGCAGCAGUUGUGCCGCCACUCUCGAAGCCAGCACGAUCUAAAUGGGACGAUGCAGAGAAGUGGAUUGUAAGCCCGACGUCGAACAGAGGGGCGAAUAAGCCCGGUGGACGGCAAGCGAACAAUGCAGGAUUAACUGGGUCUGGGUGCCAGCCGACAGCGGCUAAGGUUGUCCUGGAGGUUGUGGACGAAGCAGCUGCUAAGAGGGUGGACCGAAGCCAAGCAAAGACACAAAUCAGUGGGAUCGAGAAUGUGAAUUGGGCAGGUGAGCCUUGUGCUACUUUGGAUUCAGAGGUGAAGCUCGCUGUUGUUGUGGAGAAUCCAGUGGCUGAUUCUGCUGUCAAUCUCAGUUGGCAUGAUUCAUCAUCUGUUCAGAGUGCUACAACAUUAAUGACACCUAACACAACUUUUAGGCCUGUAUCCAUGAGAGAUAUGGGCACAGAAAUGACGCCUAUUGCAAGUCAAGAACCUUCUCGGACAGGAACUCCUGCAAGAGCAACUUCACCACUUUGCAGCCGAACUUCUUCUCAACCGUCGUCUCCACAAAAAAUGGCUCCAGUUUCAACCCAAACUGAGUCAGGUGAUUGUGAUGAGGAUUUCAGCAAUAAGGAGUUGUCCAGGAAGGAGCUUCAAAAUAAAACUAUGAGGGAAAUAAUGAUUCUAGGCCAGCAGCUAGGUAAGACAAACAUAGCUGCAUGGGCCAGCAAGAAGGAGGAUGAAAGCGAUGCAUCUACUUCAACUAAGACUGUGUUGAAAGGUCAGCCAGCCAAAAGCAUUGUUGAAGCAAGUGCGGCAUGGGAGGAGGCAAAAAAUACCAAGUAUCUCGCUAGCAGGUUUAAACGAGAAGAGAUCAAAAUCCAAGCAUGGGAAAAUCAUCAAAAAGCAACAAUUGAAGCUGAAAUGAGGAAAAUUGAGGUUGAGAUAGAAAGAAUGAAGGCGCUUGCAAACGAGAAGUUGACGAACCAUCUAGCAGCUGUAAGACACAAAGCUCAGGAAAAGCGUGCUACAGCAGGAGCCAGAAGAAAUCAACAAGCUGCAAAAACUGCUCGGCAAGCAGAGUACAUUGGAAGAACCGGUCAAGUUCCUUCUUCAUUUUGCUGCUGGAGUUGGUGCUCCUAGUGCACAUCGUUUGAAAACACAGUUCCAGUCACUAUGACAGACAGGAAGAAAACUUUCUUGGUUCCAUCAUGUAGAUUGUGUUAACUCUUUCUUUCUUUUCUUUUUGUUAUUGAAAUAUUUUUUCUAUGUUGCUUUGUCAAAUUAAUUUAUGAGCAAGUGUAGA